Molecule: messenger RNA, 614 nt
Organism: Aspergillus eucalypticola CBS 122712
Lineage: Eukaryota; Fungi; Ascomycota; Eurotiomycetes; Eurotiales; Aspergillaceae
Exons: 1
Coding region: 95-430 (111 amino acids)
Source: RefSeq, a predicted model, not a curated record
CAAUGGCACAGCGUGAAUCGAAGUCGACAAUCACGGCUUGAUGACUCAUAUCCCUCGCCUUCGACCCCGUGCAGAUCCUGUGUUAUGAUGCAAUAUGCAAGUCUUCAUUUCCUCCGAUGCAAGAGACGACUGUGCCUUGGAACGGAUAAUACCCGGAAGCCUGCGGCCUGGAAGCGAGGCAGAUGUGGCAAUACCAACCUCUUCAUUGGCGUGGGGAUUAGAUCCGGAACGCGAUUGCAUGAGCAGCCCAUGCUUGCAGAUGGACUAUCGUGGUAUGAAGGCAGAUGCGAGGGCUGGAUCGCAAAGUGAGUUUGAACCGGGGACGCAUCGAAGUCAGUGGCAAGGCAAGGGAGAAGACCGGUACUUUUGCCGACUACAACGCCCAGAACCUUUCCGUUCUUUCGAAAGUGAGCAGCCUAUCGCUGUUUGAGAUUAUCCCAGCCGGACCAAUAGCAUUGCUCUGUACACUGUUCAGGCAGGAAGCAACUGACGGUUUUGCCAUGCUAUUCAAAGUCCAAAGUUUACUCUAUAGCUGGGUAUAUCGGCUCCACUGGCCAAUACGGCCACUCAAAAUUAUGACUGUGUUUGGCUCAGACUGUUGAAGGUGAACAACU